This is a messenger RNA of Colossoma macropomum (tambaqui), 759 nucleotides long. RefSeq lists its product as uncharacterized. The transcript has 4 exons. Lineage: Eukaryota; Metazoa; Chordata; Actinopteri; Characiformes; Serrasalmidae. The record is from RefSeq and is a predicted model, not a curated record. Bases 1 to 759 code for a protein of 252 amino acids.
AUGGAGUGCAAACAUCCAGUGGAGGAAACUAAGGCCAAAUUCAUCUGUAAGGAAUCAGAGGGGGAAUGUCCAGAAAGGACAUACGCUAAGAUGCAGAAUGAAUGGCAGCAAAAUGAGGGAUUUUCUCUGUAUGACGACACCAGCAGAGGGUCUCUAAAGGUAUUCUUCAGAAAUCUGUCAGAAGGGACCUACAGGUGUGGAGUGGAUGUAUCAGAGUUUACUGAACAAUACAUAGAAGUGAAAGUGGAGGUGAAGGAAGAUCCCUGUUGUGUGAAGAUCAUCUCACAGGCUGGUAAUAUCGGUGACACUCUCACAAUCACCUGUGAGCACCCACCGACACUCAGAGCCAAUCUAAAGCACUUCUGCAAAGAGGACCAGAAUCUCAUCUGCGAAGACAUCAGAGCUGCGAGGAAAUAUUCUUUAUCUGACCACAGCCAACCAGGACUCUUCAUAGUGACCAUCAGCAAUCUGACCCUCAGUGAUGCUGGAGUGUACUGGUGUGGAGUAGAGACCAGUGAAGGAGACAUUACUUACACUUCCCUGACCAUGAGCGUAAGACUCAACAUAAAUAAUCCAUCUUUACCAGCGGGACUCUACCCUGCUGUGGGUGUCAGUGCUGCACUGCUGGGUUUUGCAUUGCUGCUGGUCAUUUGGUUGAAAAGAAAAAAAUCCUCACUGUCAGACUCUUUCUACACCAGACCUCCAACCAGUAGAACAGUGAGUAAAAAAGCUCAGGGGCAAACUGAGAAUUUUCUGUAG